GGCCUCGUAGUCCCCUUAGGGACCCAUGCCCUCUGUCUCCGCGCGAUGAUGUCAAUCAUCUGGAUCUGGAACACGAACGCCCUUCUCAAGAUAUCACACAACCUUUCCGCCAUCUUCUUCGUCUUCGUCUUGCAAUGGGACCAGCCCGCCGAAUGGCCAGCCCUGUUCGGCAGCCUCGCUGAGGCAUACUCGUUGCGGCGGUUUUGGGGCGUGUUCUGGCAUCGGCUGCAUGUGAAGCCUUUUGAGGCGUAUAUGCCCCCUUUCCUUCGACGUUAUUUGGAACAAGAGCAAGGUGAGGGGCAAUGGAGGAUAUUGAACAGCAGUCUCAAGGCUCUUUGGAUUUUUCUGCUAUCUGCUGGCUGCCAUUCGUUGACUGAUUGGGUGUUAAUAAGGAAGAAUACCUCGAGGGAGAACUUUCGGUUCUUUCUUACUAACUACGUAUUGUGUCUAGCUGAGACGGUUGUG
Pseudomassariella vexata is the source of this 465-nucleotide messenger RNA. RefSeq names its product membrane bound O-acyl transferase family-domain-containing protein. The record is from RefSeq and is a predicted model, not a curated record. The annotation marks the transcript as partial. Lineage: Eukaryota; Fungi; Ascomycota; Sordariomycetes; Amphisphaeriales; Pseudomassariaceae. The transcript has a single exon.